Messenger RNA from Falco peregrinus (peregrine falcon), 2377 nucleotides. RefSeq names its product acrosin-like. NCBI's taxonomy places the organism in Eukaryota, Metazoa, Chordata, Aves, Falconiformes, Falconidae. Gene Ontology annotation, molecular function: serine-type endopeptidase activity. Bases 534 to 1502 code for a protein of 322 amino acids. Gene Ontology annotation, biological process: acrosome reaction; proteolysis. The transcript is spliced from 4 exons. The record is from RefSeq and is a predicted model, not a curated record.
UGUGACAUCAGCCCCACGUCCAAGGGAACCCCAGGCAACGGGAAUCCUGCGGGCAGUACGACGGCGGCCGUACUGGUGGCGACAAGCCCUCGUCCUUGCAACUGCCACAUGUCGCUGGCAGCGAUGGAUUUUCUGCAUGUCCUCAUUGUCCUGCUGGCCGUGUGCUGUCCUGUGCACGGCACGUGGGACAGCUGUGGGUAAGUGGCCCCAGGCUCUGGGAGGGAGCUUGGGCAACCCUUGUGGGCUUCACUGGAGGGGGCCUGCUUGUCCCCCAUGGCCACCCCACAGGUUCUUGAAGGCCGUCUGGGAGGCUCAGCUCCUUGCCAGCUCCCGGGCUGCCGGCACAACUGGUCCACGGGCUGAAGCAGAAAGCGGGGCGAGGGGAGCGGGCGCACGCCCCACGGGUUUCCUCGGCCCUUCUGGCCAUGCCGUGUGGGGAGGGAAGACAGCUGGCCUUCAGCCGCAACGGCGCAAGCCAUCCAGCAGCACAGUAAGGAGUUUCUGGUUACAGAGGGAGCUGCGGCCUUCGGCCCAUGGCUUUGCACUACGGCAUGUCGCGCGUCGUGGGUGGCACAGAUGCCCAGCCAGGGGCCUGGCCCUGGAUCGUCAGCAUCCAGGCUCUCUUGGAAGGAGGCACGGCGCACAUCUGCGGGGGCUCCCUCAUCAGCCCACAGUGGGUCCUCACAGCAGCCCACUGCUUCAUCGAGGUCAGGUACAUCACCGCCUUGCGCGUGGUGCUCGGUGUCACCCAGCUGACUCAGCUGGGCCCUGAGGCUCAGGUGCGCAACGUCAGGCAGCUGCUGGUUCACCAGCACUACAGGAAUGUCACGCAGAGGAACGACAUUGCCUUGCUGGAACUGGACCAGCCUGUCCAGUGCAACAGCUACGUACAGCUUGCCUGUGUGCCUGACGCCUCGCUGAGAGUUUCAGAGCUGACAGCCUGCUACGUCAGUGGCUGGGGUGCCAGGAAUGCAAGAGGUGAGUUGCCAAAACCUACAUCGGCAUACGCGCUGCAGGAGGCCCAGGUCCACCUCAUCGAUGCCAGGGUCUGUAACAGCAGCGGGUGGUACAGAGGGGCCAUCCACACCCACAACAUCUGUGCUGGCUACCCGCAGGGCGGCAUUGACACCUGCCAGGGGGACAGCGGUGGGCCUCUCGUGUGCCAAGACAAGCGCGCGGACUACUUCUGGCUUGUUGGUGUGACCAGCUGGGGGACGGGCUGUGCGAGAGCAAGGAAGCCCGGCGUCUACACCUCCACCCAGCACUUCUACGACUGGAUCCUGGCGCAGAUGGGCCUGCGCCUAGCAGUAACGACUACUGCAAGGCCACAGCCGGUCUUCACCUACACCCCCGUCCAGAGGCCAAGGCCAAGGCCAAGGCCAACAGAAGCGGGCAGGUUUACACCCUGCCCGUUUCCAGUCCAGAAGCUGCUGGACUUCUUUACUCGGCUGCAGGAGCUCCUGCAGUACCUAAGGGGGAAACAGCUUGGAGCAGCACGAUGAAGAGGGUCCAGGGCAGGCUGCAGCGCACCACCACCGCUUCCCGCUGGGGCAAUGCCUGCUGAAGCAAAGGCAACCUCCGUGUCAAAGGCCUGCUCUGUCCUGCCCGCGCUCCUCGCAAGGGCAGAAUGAAGCUGGCUGACUUCUCGCAAUAAAGUGUUUCUGUCUGCACGGCUAACCACGCGCCAGUCCACUUCAGUCUCCUGUGCAAGGCAAGGACGUCCGCGCCCGGCACCUGCCGAAGGAGGCGGGCUGCCACGUCGGGCACAAAGGGUCACUGCAAAGGGCUGAAGCUCUGCCCGCUCUGAGAGAAGCAUGAGGACAGAGUGGAAGAAGGGAAGGCAGGUCAUUGCAGGGCUCGGGGCCUUGGGGGUGGCACCUGGAAGCAGAGAAUGCCUUAGGCCGGCUCCUGGUGGGAACCCCGGGUGCUUCUGGACGAGGCGCAAGCAAACUUGAAAGUGGACUCUCACGGCCAGCUGGGGGUCAGGGCAGAUCCACGAGCUUGGGCCUUUGCUUAUGCCGCGGAGUUCCUGGGCUUCCCCAGGCUGCUCUGCUUUCACAGCUGCGCCAUGUUGCCAAGCCCAAGCCUACAGCUGCCGUGGCUGGAGGGAGCGCCAGUAGCUUUGAGCGGGGAGCAAAGCAGCUGCUGCUGCUUGGCUGUCCCCCGCUCCCUGGUCACCUACUGGCUGUAGUAUCGGGGCUCCCGUAUGACUGCCUGCAGGCUCUGCCUGGUCCUGUGCCAGGCUCUUCUUCAGGUUUGUGGCUGCACGGGUGACCUUGGCCCUGCUGCUUCCCACAGCAUGCCCUCUGGCCGCUCCAUCCCCUUGGGUUUCUCCACACAGGACCCCUGUUGCGGAGCCAGCAGACCCCCUUCUGCC